UGGGCAACAGAGUGAGACUCCAUCUCAAAAAAAAAAAAGAAAUGAAAACUGAGGGGACACAGGGGACCUGAGGGUGGACAGCACAGGAAGGGACGGCUUGCCCCUCUCAGCCACCCCCAUGGGGCCCUGGUGUUGGGUCACACACGGAUCCUGUCUGGAAUAGGAGUUGUCCUGGGCGCUGGGGCCCCAGGGGCCAGGCUGCCAUGAAUCCUCAGGCCCGGCUCUGGAACAGGGUGUAUUUGAAGAGUGUCACUGGAAAGGCCAGGGUCGGAGCCGUCUGUCCCCUGCCAGGCAGCUGGCAGGAGCCCUGGCCGGGCCUUGUGUGUCAGCAAUCUCAGACAGGGUGAGGAUGACAAGGUUUUCCAUGGCCGGGGCCCGAGCUCAGAGGGGCAUGCGUCAGGGCCUGGGCCGAGUCCAGCAGACUCUGGUCUUGGAUGGAACUGGUUGCAAUCCUGCCUCUGACAGGGAGGUGGAGGCACGGGUGCUGGCAGACCCUCCAACACACAGGCACAGACACACGGGGCAGGGGGCUCCAUCCCAACAGGAGGAUCCCAGGCUGAGGCCGCACUCCACCCAGCGUACCUGUCCUCGGUGCAGAUGUGGGCGCUGCCCCUGAGGAGCUUUGGUUUCUAAGGGGAGAGCUGGCCAAGUCAUCAACACUGGACGGACAGCAGGAAAGGCGUGAGGACAGCGGCUCUCGAGGGAGGAGGAGCAGCCCGGCAGCCCUCCCGGAAACAGUGGCACCGUGUUCGCAGGGGGAACAGCGUCCAGGGACCACGCACACCCACGAAGAUGAAGAAGCCUGUGCCUCCUCGCAUCGCGCUUACAGGGAAAUUCCUUGUGGGUCCCAAGAUCUUGGCUCUGAAACAGUUCUGCUGGAUCCCACCCAGAUAGUGUGAUCUAGCAGCUUAUCUUCCCAGAUCGAGUGUUCAUGCAGUGUGGCGUUCGUGCCGUGUGGAUGCUGCUGAGGUGUGAACCCUGUCACAGACCAAGGCUCCAGUGAGCCACAGCGUGGCCAGGCGGAAGCAGAAGAGACCGGUGACCCCCACUCAACUCAGCCUCUCCUUCCUCCAGGGAGAGUGUCCUGGAGGUACCUGUCCGAGUGACAGGGAAGGGGCGGGGCCGGGAGCCAAGGCUGGAAGCUCAGCCCCACUCAGCCUUUGCAAAUGCUCUAGUGGGAGCAGCUGGCCUCAGGGGAGGGCUUAAAACUCCAGGAGAGCCUGGGCAGGUGCGGACGCGAGGGGAGUGGAGGGGAGGCCUCGCCUGGCCCACCUUCCUCCUGCCCCUCUACCAUGUGGCCCUUCCCGAGCCGCUCUCUCUUCCCACCCCCGACUCAGGCCUGGCUCCAGACGGUCUCCUCAGACCCUGAGGCCCAGGGCUGGGGGGCCUGGAACGAGACCAAGGAGAUUCUGGGGCCAGAGGGUGGGGAAGGGAAGGAGGAGAAAGAGGAGGAAGAGGAUGCAGAGGAAGACCAGGAUGGGGAUGCAGGCUUUCUGCUGUCUCUGCUGGAGCAAGAGAACCUGGCUGAGUGCCCAUUGCCUGACCAGGAGCUGGAGGCCAUCAAGAUGAAGGUGUGUGCCAUGGAGCAGGCCGAGGGGACGCCACGGCCUCCAGGAGUGCAGCAACAGGCCGAGGAAGAGGAGGGCACCGCGGCCGGGCAGCUGCUGAGCCCUGAGACCGUGGGCUGCCCCCUCUCUGGGACCCCCGAGGAGAAGGUGGAGGCUGACCACAGAUCCGUCUACGUGGGCAACGUGGACUACGGGGGCUCCGCCGAGGAGCUGGAGGCCCACUUCAGCCGCUGUGGGGAGGUCCACCGAGUCACGAUCCUGUGUGACAAGUUCUCUGGACACCCCAAGGGUUAUGCCUACAUAGAGUUUGCCACCAAGGGCUCCGUGCAGGCCGCCGUGGAGCUGGACCAGAGCCUCUUCCGGGGCCGGGUCAUCAAGGUGCUGCCGAAAAGAACCAACUUCCCUGGGAUCAGCUCCACAGACCGCGGGGGCCUUCGAGGACACCCAGGCUCCAGGGGGGCACCCUUCCCCCACAGCGGCCUCCAGGGCAGGCCCCGGCUCAGACCACAAGGGCAGAACCGGGCCCGUGGAAAAUUCUCACCAUGGUUUUCACCGUAUUAAAGGGAAGACCCGAUUUUGAGAGAGGGGCUGGGGCCUGGAUCAGGAGUAAACCACUUGUGCUCCAUCCUGGGGCUGGGGCAGGGAGUGGCGCGGGGGCGAGGCCAGAGGAGAGGGGUGUCCAGAGCAGCCACUGGCCCCCUCUUGGCGGGGGGAUGGCCCAGUAGGGCCUUGUAUGGUGGUCCAGACCCAAGGCCACAGCCACGAGUCACAGCCACGGCCCGGUGGUGAGCCUGGCAUGGGCCCCACGGGGAUCUGCGGGGCUCUGGGUGUUGAGGGAGGGGAGGAGCAGAGUCCCAGGCAGUGCCAGGCCAGCUUGGGGUUGGCAUGCUCAGCUCUUCAACUAAGUCAUUUUAAGAAAAAUAGAAACGUGUGUCUUAAUGGUGAAGCAUAAAUUAUUAAACUUGGGCUCUUUUUAAAAGCAAA
Messenger RNA from Homo sapiens (human), 2552 nucleotides. It is a transcript of the gene PABPN1L, whose product is annotated as PABPN1 like, cytoplasmic. The transcript is spliced from 9 exons. Gene Ontology annotation, molecular function: nucleic acid binding; poly(A) binding; RNA binding. Bases 1293 to 2129 code for a protein of 278 amino acids. Gene Ontology annotation, cellular component: cytoplasm. The record is from RefSeq and is a predicted model, not a curated record. Lineage: Eukaryota; Metazoa; Chordata; Mammalia; Primates; Hominidae.